AUGGAUAACGCAAACCCCACCAUCCUCACGGCGGCACAGCUGCCCACCAGACAGUCCAAGGCCACCAAGGCUGUGGUUCAGGGGCCAGUAUCCCAGUUGAGUGAGCUCAUUAUGCGCAAGCCCAAAUAUUUGUCGGAACCCUUCUGCGACGUAUCCUGGCACGACAUCCGCGAAAAGGACAACGAUUUCACUGAAGAACCCAUCGACGAGCAGGAGAUCUACGACUUGAUUUCCACCAUCUCUGACCCUGAGCAUCCCAUUUCACUUGGCCAGCUGGCUGUCGUGAACCUACCUGAUAUUCAAAUCACACCUUCUCCAUCUGCACAUUCAGAUCCAGAUACCCUGAUAACAGUGCUUGUCAAGAUAACGCCAACCAUUACUCAUUGUUCUCUGGCGACCGUCAUUGGACUUGGCGUCAGGGUCCGUCUGGAGCAGGCACUGCCGCCCAACUACCGUGUGGACGUGGUGAUCAAGGAGGGGGCGCACAGCCAGGACGACCAAGUCAAUAAGCAAUUGGCAGACAAGGAGAGAGUAGCUGCGGCUUUGGAGAAUGACAACCUCAAAGGGAUGCUCGACGCGAUGCUUGCGACCUGCGAGUAA
Messenger RNA from Pseudomassariella vexata, 600 nucleotides. Its product is annotated as FAM96B protein. Bases 1 to 600 code for a protein of 199 amino acids. Lineage: Eukaryota; Fungi; Ascomycota; Sordariomycetes; Amphisphaeriales; Pseudomassariaceae. The record is from RefSeq and is a predicted model, not a curated record. Gene Ontology annotation, biological process: iron-sulfur cluster assembly. The transcript is spliced from 2 exons.